AUGCUUCGUUGCCAGCAGCGAAGGUGCAACAGGCAGAUUUUGUCGCUACUGUUCAGCUGCAUCUUGCUCACCAGCACGUACGCCGAUGAAGAAGAAAGCUUCACCUCGGCCAGCCUGGUCGCGGGUACCGGAACACUGACAAAGGUUUGCCCAUUUCCGGGCGUACCGGCCCACGGCAGCGUACACUUCUCCGAUGACUCACUGCCUAACAACACCGUCGCGACGUACUACUGCGAGCGAGGUUUCGAGCUGCUCGGACCGUCCCGGCGUGUUUGCAUCGAUGCACAGUGGAUACCGGAGGGUAUACCCUUCUGCGUGCUGAAUGUGGCGGCCGGUAAGGCUCCGAUGCAGAUCUCCACCGAAGCGUCUGGUAUACCGCAGAAAGCGAUCGACGGAUCGACGUCCGCCUUCUUCUCGCCGGACACCUGCUCGCUGACCAAGCCGGAACGUGUGCCCUGGUGGUACGUGAACCUGCUGGAACCGUACAUGGUGCAGCUGGUGCGGCUAGACUUCGGCAAGUCGUGCUGCGGUAAGGGCAAACCGGCCACCAUUGUUGUGCGCGUCGGCAACAACCGGCCCGACCUGGGCACGAACCCGAUCUGCAACCGGUUCACCGGCACGCUCGAGGAAGGCCAACCGCUCUUUCUGCCCUGCAAUCCCCCGAUGCCGGGCGCGUUCGUGUCCGUCCAUCUGGAGACGAGCGCACCGAGCCAGCUGUCCAUCUGCGAGGCGUUCGUCUACACCGACCAGGCGCUGCCGAUCGAACGGUGCCCCGCGUUCCGCGAUCAGCCGCCCGGUGCGUCGGCAUCGUACAACGGCAAGUGCUACAUCUUCUACAGCCGCCAGCCAGCGACGCUGCGGGACGCGCUCGCGUUCUGUCGGGCGCGUGGCGGCACACUGAUCAACGAGAGCAACCCGGCCCUGCAGGGGUUCAUCAGCUGGGAGCUGUGGCGUCGGCACCGCAGCGACACGUCCUCCCAGUACUGGAUGGGUGCGGUCCGGGACGCGCAGGAUCGCAACACGUGGAAGUGGAUCGGCGGCGAGGAGGUGUCGGUAUCGUUCUGGAACCUGCCCGGCGGUGAUGAGGACUGCGCCCGGUACGACGGUUCGAAGGGAUGGCUGUGGAGCGACACCAACUGCAACACACAGCUCAACUUUAUCUGCCAGCACCAGCCGAAGGCCUGCGGCAGACCGGAACAACCACCGAACUCGACCAUGAUCGCACCGAAAGGCUUUGAUGUGGGUGCGAUCGUGGAGUACAGCUGUGACGAAGGACAUCUGCUGGUGGGACCGAAGCAACGGACCUGUCUGGAGACUGGAUUCUACAACGAGUUCCCACCUGUAUGCAAAUACAUUGAGUGUGGAUUGCCCGCUUCGAUACCGCACGGAUACUACGAUCUCAUCAACGGCACGGUUGGCUACUUAAGCACGGUAAUGUACAGGUGUGCGGAAGGCUACGAAAUGGUAGGUCGGGCCGUGCUGAUCUGUGACAUCGACGAGCGUUGGAACGGACCGCCACCACGCUGCGAGUUGAUCGAGUGCGAUCCACUGCCAACGCUCUUCCCGAACGGUGCGAUCGUGUCCUCCAACCAGACGGUGUACGGCACGCGUGCGGAAAUCCACUGCAAUCGGGGCUUCGUCCCCGACGGCGAGCCCGAAAUAGUCUGCACAGCCACGGGUCAGUGGAGUCUUCCGCUACCGAAGUGCGUGCCGAAUCCGGUCGACCAUAACGAAGGCCCGGCAACGGUGCGCCCGAGCGCCGUGUCUACGACACCGAGCUCCUCCCGGGCACCUCCAGUGUUGAUCGUUUCGCCGACCACGCCUGCAUCGAUCGGUGGCGUUCCCUCGCGCCGUCAGCCCACUGGUGGGCGACGCCCGGUCAGCACAGUGCGGUACUCCACGCAGACCCCAUCCCAGAGCAGUACGGUGUCGGCCGCGGAGUCGACUACCUCCGUGACGGUCCACAUGGCGGGUCCGACGACGGCACAACCGGGCCACACCAGCAGUACCACCGAAUCGCCCAUCUUCAGCAUCGAGAUCGAUGAUGGUACGGAUGACGACAGUAGCUAUCUGCCGCACGGCGGCCCUAACCGGAAGCAUUUGAACAGUAACGAUGACUACUACUACCGCAAACCUAACCUUGAGGACGGCUUCGGUUCCGACACGGCAAACGACUACGAUGACGACGACGACGACGCAACUGACCACAACGCAAACCACGACGAUCAGCUACCGACCUUUGACGAUAACUUUGACAGCCUCGAGGGCUUCUUCAUCGGCACUAACGAAGAUUACUCUCUUCCACCCCCUCCCCCCUCAGAAGUGCGGCCCGGAUCGAUGGGUGAGGAAGCGGUGCGGCCGUUCCGCCCGCAGCAACCGUCCGUCGUGAUACUGUCGAAGGAACCAUCCGCCGGCAAACCGGCCACCCCGAAACCGGCCGUCUACGAACCGUCCCAUCCGCCGGCGGUGGUAAGCGUUACGCCGCCCGCCCAAACGCAGCGACCGCCGGUCACCGGCACGACCGGGCGCCGGCCCGUCACGACGACGCGCGUCCGCAACCAGCAGCCGAACCACGAGCAGGACGUGCUGCUGUCGCACCACCCGCAGGACAACGAAAUCCCCGGCAGCGUGAACAUCCGGCAGGAUCAGUCCCCGAAGGUGAACGUACCGUUCGCGGUGAACAACGUGGACGAUCUGGUGCCGGCGGACGGCACGAACGGGAACGGCGGCAGCGACGGUCUGCUCACGAGCUUUGGCGGUGCGAACGGCGGAACCGGCGGGCUGGGCAGUGCGGGCGGCAGCGGGUCCGGGGCGGGCGACCGGAAGGAGUCGAAGAAUGCGAAGCUGAACCUGGGCGCGAUUGUGGCGCUCGGUGCGUUCGGUGGUUUCGUCUUCCUAGCCGCCGUCAUCACGACCAUCGUGAUCGUCGUACGAAGAAAUCGCACCUCCAAUCAACACUAUCGGCAUCGUGCCUCACCGGACUGCAAUACGGUCGCAUCCUUUUCCAGCUCUAGCUCAGAGUCCCGGAACGGUUUGAACCGCUACUACCGCCAGGCGUGGGAAAAUCUGCACGAGUCAGCAUCGAAAAGCCACAACCAUUCCGGUCUGAAGCGCAAGGAAACGAUGGACGCACCGGUGAAUCGGUCCCGCUCGCGUGAAAACCUGGACGUGAGCAGAUCGCGCGAACUGGACAGAUCCCGGGAGAACCUAUCGUCGGCGCGGAGCCGUGACUAUGGCCGGGACAGUAUGGCGCUGCGCGACGGCUCGGAGAUGGUAGUGUCGGACGUGUGCGUGAAGGGUGAGAAGAAGCGGCACCAUCACCACCAUCACAAGAGCAGUCACCGGAAUGAUUUCCGCGAACCGAACAUACUGGGCAGCGGCAACGGACGGCGCGAACAUCGCCAUUACUGA
Messenger RNA from Anopheles marshallii, 3411 nucleotides. RefSeq lists its product as uncharacterized. The transcript is spliced from 8 exons. The record is from RefSeq and is a predicted model, not a curated record. Bases 1 to 3411 code for a protein of 1136 amino acids. NCBI's taxonomy places the organism in Eukaryota, Metazoa, Arthropoda, Insecta, Diptera, Culicidae.